CGCUCAGCGCACGCCGCGUGCUCGCGGAAAGCAUGGCGAGCUCGAGAGUGUUUUUGCCCAAGCGCCCAGCGCACGCCGCGUGCUCGCGGAAAGCAUGGCGAGCUCGAGAGUGUUUUUGCCCAAGCGCCCAGCGCACGCCGCGUGCUUGCGGAAAGCAUGGCGAGCUCGAGAGUGUUGUUGCCCAAGUGCCCAGCGCACGCCGCGUGCUCGCAGAAAGCACGGCGACCUCGAGAGUGCCGCGGUGCCAUUGCCCACGACACGCGCGACCACGCGGGAGACAUGGCGACGUCGAGAGUGCUGCUACCUGCUACCGCGCCCGUGCGCCCGUCAGCUGCCAAUGCCCGCGUGCUCGUGGAUACUGUCACGCGUUCGAGAGUGUC
This is a messenger RNA of Striga hermonthica, 380 nucleotides long. NCBI's taxonomy places the organism in Eukaryota, Viridiplantae, Streptophyta, Magnoliopsida, Lamiales, Orobanchaceae. The record is from the annotation of a GenBank genome assembly.